AUGGGCAAACCCACGAACAAGAAACUUAAAGAAACAAAAGUAAGACAAAAGAUGGAGGAAGCUGGGCCAGCAGCUGCAGAGAAGAGGAAAGGUUUGCUUAAAAACACAAUAUCUAAAAAGGAGAAAUUUAGUCAGAAGCGCCACAAAUUACUGAACAAAUUUGCUUUGUUGAAACAACAACAGAAGGAGGACGCAGAGAGAAGGAGACGGGAGAAAACGGCAAUAGUCGGCGAUUUGAAGGUUCUUAAGGAUGCCUUGCCAUCAUUAGAGGAAAUAAUGAAGCUGUCCAAAGAAAAGUCUCAUUUGAAAACAGGCAUUCAGGCAGUGGAUGCAACAUCGAAGGACCCAAAACAGUUAAGCACGAAGAAAAAGAUAAAAACGAAGAAGGAAAAGUUUGCCCGUCAAGUUAAAGCAUUUGAAAAACUAUUGAAAGACCCGGACUUUAAGCGAAACCCACGGGAAGCGAUACGCUACCAUAUUAAAUAUACACAUGGGUUAAUUGAGUAA
Musca vetustissima is the source of this 507-nucleotide messenger RNA. Its product is annotated as ribosome biogenesis protein SLX9 homolog. NCBI's taxonomy places the organism in Eukaryota, Metazoa, Arthropoda, Insecta, Diptera, Muscidae. The transcript has a single exon. Bases 1 to 507 code for a protein of 168 amino acids. Gene Ontology annotation, cellular component: preribosome, small subunit precursor; 90S preribosome; nucleolus. Gene Ontology annotation, biological process: maturation of SSU-rRNA from tricistronic rRNA transcript (SSU-rRNA, 5.8S rRNA, LSU-rRNA). The record is from RefSeq and is a predicted model, not a curated record.